Messenger RNA from Hermetia illucens (black soldier fly), 5308 nucleotides. Its product is annotated as transcriptional regulator ATRX homolog. NCBI's taxonomy places the organism in Eukaryota, Metazoa, Arthropoda, Insecta, Diptera, Stratiomyidae. Gene Ontology annotation, cellular component: nucleus. Bases 365 to 4828 code for a protein of 1487 amino acids. Gene Ontology annotation, molecular function: ATP binding; ATP-dependent chromatin remodeler activity; ATP hydrolysis activity. The transcript is spliced from 11 exons. The record is from RefSeq and is a predicted model, not a curated record.
CGAUCUUACAGUCCGAAUUGUGAAUAUUUUACAACUUGGUAAUUCGAACGGCGCGAUUUUAACGCAAAAAAUUCAUAUGAAAAGCAGCGAUCGGUGUCGGGAAAAUGUUUUCAUUUACUCAUAGAACUGUUUUGUAAUGGAAAUCGGCAAGUGAAAGAAGUGUACAAGCAUUGUAUGUGAGAAAGUAGCUCGUGCAGGAGUUUUUUUGGUUGGCCGAGUUGAUACUUUGGUGAAAACGCCAUUCUGUGGCGGCAGGCGAGUCUGAUUUUCAUCCGCGUUCCAAGACAUUUACUGCACUUUAUUUUCUUUCCGUACGGUGGCAUUUAACAGAAUUUCGUGAAGGUGAUCGCUGGAAUCAACGAGGAUGUCCAUCACGGAAAAUGAGUCAACUACAAUACGUGACUGUCUCAAACAAUUGAAAGAAUGCGCAGAGUUUUUGAUCAAAUCAACUGAAGAUGUUGAAAAUGAGAUGAAAGAUUUUUCGAUUACACCUACACCAGCAUCCACCGACAAAAAGGAUCACACAAAAGAGUACGACAAAUUGCGAAAAACCUUGAAAAAAAUAUACAAAGAAGCCAAACAGAAAAUCCAUAGUGCCGGCAAAACCAUUAAAGAUCCCGACGAUAAUAAUUUGGAUGCCUCAUCCAUUGCCGAAGAAGAUCCCUCUGAUGAGCAAAUUGUGAAUGAUCCAUUGCUCACUGAAAUGAAUGCUGCCAAAGUCGAAGUCCCUGAAACAAAUGGUGACGAUCAAACAGGCCACAGUACACCUAAACAGAAUGGCAUUGAUCCACCAGAAUUUUUACCAGCCAAUCCAAGUGAAGAGAACAAACCACCAAAUGAGGAAUGUAAGACCAAAAUUCGCCUAGUUGCCAUUGAGAAGCUUCUCGACCCAAAAGUUAUGGCAUCUUCAUCAUCUUUGAUCCCAAAUGCGCUUGAAAAGCCAAGGAUUCAGGUCGGGUCGAGCAUGUUGAAUACAAAUAUGAACAUGUCUUCAAGUAUCAUUAUUUUGGAUAGUGAUGAUGAGGUGCCUGAACCAGCAAGCACAAAAGUAGUGUCGAAUGGAGCUUUGGAAAAAUCAAAGGAUAAACGACCUUCUCGGAGCGUACCGAAGGUGAAACCAGUAAAGGUUCGCAUUAGUAAGUGUAGAGUGUCGGAAAAAUUGUUGAAAGCUGGCAAACGGAAAAUAAAGAUAUCAAAAAUUUCCCAUUUAAUUCACCCGAAUAAUGGAAGUAGUGAUGAUAGUGAGCCCCUAAACUCGAAAAAACGUCGUCUGGAUUCAACUGAUUCCGAUGAGGAUGCAUCAGCGACAUCGUCAAGCGAUGAUUACUAUCCGAAAGGUAGAAAGGGAAGUAGCAGACAGAGGAACUCCCACAGGAAGGUCAGAUCGAAUAGUCGUGCCGAACGCUCGAAGCAAAGAUAUAACGAAUCAUCGGAUGAUGAUCGAUCCAAAAGACGAAGAAGAGAUAAGGAGAGGCGAAAACACGAAGAAAAAAGAGAUAAACGCUCUGAACCGAGUACAUCAUCAAAGCAUAAGGAUAAGUCGAGCUCAUCAUCACCACGAAAACCUCGACGAAUAGAUGACGACAGCAGUUCAAACAACCAGGAAGACGACACCAACGCCAUCGAUGACAUUGAAUCACAAUUGGAAGCUAUGGAGUCUGGGAAAAAGACCGAAGGAAAUACCGAAUCGUCUGCAUCGAAAAAAUCCACAUCUGACGCUGAAAAAAGUGCAUCUGCAUCGGAGAAAGCGGACUCUGAUAAGGAGAAUUCAGCCGGUAAGUCGAACAAGAGUAACAAAGCGGACACUGAUGCUUCAUCCUCGGAUGAUGAGACCAUUAUCAAUAUAAAAAAGAAAAAGGCAAAAGAAUCGGAAAAGGACAAAAGUGACAAUGACAAGAAAAACUCGGAAAGUUCUUCGGAUGAAGAAAUUGUGAAAGUCCGGAAAAAACAUUCCAAACGAAAACGAAUUCGAACUUCAAGCGGUAGUGAUUUUUCACAAGCGGCAGAAUCACCAGAUGGAGAAGAAAGUAGCGACAAUGACGAUGAAAAAUCCAACAAGAAUAAACAGAAGACAAAACGAAAGAAGAAGGGUGAAAGUGAUGGUGAAAACAGUGACGGCGAUGGACAUACGAAACGGAAGAAUAUCAGGCAAGUCAUUAAAACAAAGAAUUUAGACGAUGAAACAAAGAAAGCUGCCGAGGCUGAGAAGGAGCGACGAAAGCGGGUUGAGGAACGGCAGAAGCUGUAUAAUCAAAUAUUCGAAAAGCCCGAAUCAGCUGAAGUGGAUAAAGCUGUGCUUGACUUUGAUCCGGAAACCAAGGAGGAACUGCUGUCCAUCGAUAGUGGUCUUUUGAAGAAGCUAAAACCGCAUCAGGUGCAGGGGGUUAAAUUCAUGUGGGACGCAUGCUUUGAGACUAUCAAAGAUAUUGAAAAUAAACCAGGAUCAGGAUGUAUCCUAGGACAUUGUAUGGGUCUUGGUAAGACCGUGCAAGUUGUCACGCUAACUCACACCCUGCUGGCUAACAGUGAGAAAACGCACGUUCGGACAGUCUUAGUUAUCACACCAUUGAGUACGGUAACGAAUUGGGCAAAGGAAUUUCAUAUGUGGAUGAAAUUUUGUAAAUACAAAGAUGUCGAGGUUUAUGAUAUGUCGAAGUAUAAAGACAAAAAACUUCGUAUAUACAAGUUAAAAGAGUGGCAAGAAGAUGGUGGAGUGUGCAUACUUGGCUAUGAUAUGUAUAGAAUUUUAGCUAAUCCUAAAGGAACUGGCGGAAAGAAGAUGCGCGAAGCACUACAGGAGACGUUGGUUGAUCCUGGUCCGGAUUUAAUUGUUUGCGAUGAAGGCCAUUUGUUGAAAAAUGAAAAGACUAGCAUCAGCCAGGCAGUGAGUCGUGUGAGAACGUUACGACGAAUUGUUUUAUCCGGUACUCCGUUGCAGAAUAAUUUGAAAGAAUACUACUGUAUGGUCCAAUUCGUUAAACCAAAUCUGCUUGGCACCUACAAAGAAUAUCUAAACCGCUUCGUUAAUCCCAUCACAAAUGGUCAGUACACCGACUCAACGGAACGAGAUAUACGACUUAUGAAGAACAGAUCACAUGUCCUCCAUAAAAUGUUAGAAGGAUGCAUACAGAGGCGAGAUUAUUCCGUGCUAGCUCCAUAUCUGCCACCGAAACAUGAAUAUGUCGUAUUUAUAUCAUUAUCAGAUCUACAAAAAACUCUGUACGAACACUACAUGGUCAAUGAACGAUCAAUUGAUAACGGGCCCAGUAAUGUAGGUGGUCGAGGCGCUGCACUUUUCAAAGACUUCCAAACGCUCCGGCGUAUCUGGACACAUCCCAUGGCGUUACGAGUGAAUAGUGAUGAAGUUAAAAAGAAGAAGGAUCGCAAAGCCCUUUUGGAUGAUGAAAACUCUUUGGAUGAUUUCAUCGUGGAUGAUGACGAGACGACUGAGUCUGAAUCGGAAUCGUCAAAUAGUGAUUCGGAUGAAUCUGGAAGCAGUAGUAGGGCGAAAAAAAGUAAGAGCAAAGCAACAAAUUCGACACGUCGCACUAGACAAAAUCCAAAUGCUGCGAACGCUGCCGGAUUAGAACCAGUCGAAGAAGAGGAGGAAGAAGCCUGCGCAUCUAAAUGGUGGAAACCGCUCUGUCCCGAAUCCGAACUUAACAAUAUCCAUCAUUCACCAAAACUCCUGCUUCUCUUUGAAAUUCUGCAAGAAUGUGAAUCAAUUGGCGACAAAGUCUUAUUAUUCUCCCAAUCUCUGCAGUCGCUAGAAGUAAUUGAAUCAUUUUUGGCGUUGAUUGACAGAAAAACGCAGGGCAUUGAAGAAGAAUGCGAUGUGAACGGUUUCAUUGGCUCAUGGAAAUUAGGUUUAGACUAUUUCCGUUUGGAUGGUUCGAAUUCAGUUGAAUCUCGUGAACACAUGUGUAGACGAUUCAAUAAUAAGUCUGAUUACCGAGCACGAUUGUUUUUGAUAUCAACACGUGCGGGAAGUUUAGGAAUCAAUUUAGUGGCGGCAAAUCGUGUGAUCAUUUUUGAUGCCUCGUGGAAUCCUUCACAUGAUACCCAGAGUAUAUUCCGAGUGUAUCGAUUUGGACAAGAGAAGCCAUGUUACAUCUAUAGAUUCAUCGCAAAGGGUACAAUGGAAGAAAAAGUAUACGAACGACAGGUAAUGAAGCAAGCGACGGCAAAACGUGUGAUCGACGAACAUCAGAUUGGACGCCAUUACAAUUCAAACGACCUGAUGGAGUUGUAUCAAUAUGAUCUCAGUGCCCCGGAGGUGCGGGAAGUACCGAUUUUGCCUAAGGACCGUCUAUUUGCCGAUUUGAUCAAAAAACAUGAGAAGACUAUCCUCAAAUACCACGAGCACGAUUCGUUACUAGAAAAUAAGGAAAGUGAGAAUCUAAACGAGGAAGAACGCAAAGCAGCUUGGGCUGAGUACGAAAAUGAAAAGAACCAACCACCAGCGCCUCAGUAUGGUGUCUACAGCCGGCCCAACUACCGAAACGGACCGGUGACAUCGAGCAAAAUUUUCGGAUUCCGCUCCGAUGUGCUGUUGCGUCUUCUGAAUUUGAAAGUGCGCCGUGACCAUCCACAUCUGACCGACAUGGAUGUUGGCCAGCUAGUACCACUCUACUUGCGUCAGUUAUAUGAACAAAUGAAUGAAGGGAAUCCAAUGCUGUUUAACGAACUGAACGAAAUGAAUCGAGCAUUUGAAAUGCCAACCGGUUUUGGUGUGAAUCCAAUGGCUACAAAUUAUAUCAUAAAUCCUUUCUGUCCGCCGCCCUCUACACAAAAUACCGAACCAGCAUAUAUCCAUGAAAUUGAUUGAUUUUUUUAAGGGAUAAUGGAGAACUGUGAUUAUUUUUACUUUCAUCUCAUUGUUUUCACGUUAAAUGUAGAAUGUUUUCAUUUCAAUUGGGACGAACCACUAAAUUAUGAUAACCAAUUGACAGAGAAUCUUGAUUUGAACGGAACAUAAGAACACUAAGAAUGAAAGAAUAUUCACUUUGCAUAAGUUGGAUAAGUUAAAAAGAAAGCGUAGAAGGUAAAUUUAGGAAAAUAGGAACCAUACGGUACACACACGCAUUCAAUUACGCAAGCAUUGAAAUUUUUUUUUGGCCUUGUGCUAUGUACAAAAAUAAACAUGUUGAUAUGUUGCGUACGCGUUGUGUGCAUUUUACUAUAAUAUUAAUUUAUUAAUUAAUUACCAUUGUAUGACUCAGAAAUGUAGUUUUAGUUAUGUAAUGAAUUUCCUCCUUUUUUUGUAAAACAGUAAAUGUAUCCCCGGAAAAUAAACGUAAAAAGUACA